AUGAGAGGAGGUAGGCUGAGAGUUAGAGGGGAGGACGUGAAGAGAGCAUACAGGCUGGUCACCGCGGGGCAAACUGGGGUCUCCUCUGGAGAGGCAGUGGAAUGGAGGAAGGCCCCUGAGAGAGACAGAGAGAGAGAGGGAGAGUGGUUAGGGAGUGAGGGAAAGAAUGUGGAAGAUGUAACAGAGGAGGAGCACAAAGGAGGAGGAGGAGAGCAGAGGGAUACAGGGUGGAGUCUUUACACUGUCAAUCAACCAGGACAUACAGAUACACAGAAACUAUUUCCUCUUACUGGGACAUCGCUCCAACCAACCAGAGACAGCGGAGUGGGAGGGGCUGACACUGAGCUGCCCUCUGAUCGGUGGACUGAUGCGAUGGACAGUGAGGAUGACUAUGAGGAAGAKGAGGRGGGGGGGAGGAUGGUGAGGGGGCUGAGAGGGAGGUCUCAGUGGAGACUGAACGGGAGGCCGCUGAUAGGAGGAGUAGUGGUGUUAGGGAGGAGAGGCGCCACUCUGACCCUGCCCUCCCUGGCGGUGGGUGACUCUGGGAACUACAGCUGCCACCGCGGGGGCAAACUGGUCUCCUCUCUGAGGGUGAGCGUGGCAGUUCCUCCAGAGAGGCCUAAGCUGUCCUGCUAUAAGAGGUCACCCAGCAGUAAGAUCCGCUGUGAUUGGACAGCCAGUCAACCGGUGACUCCUGUCCCUCAGUGCUACCUCCUCCUACGGAAAGGUCUAUCAGGGUCAUUCUCUCGUGUCAACUGUUCCUACUCCGCCCCGCUGUCUCGGUGUUGGUGUGCUAUAGGUCAUCAAGAGAAGGAGAGUAGAGAGCCACACCUGGCCUACCUGUGUGUCACCAACACUGCUGGCAACACCACCAGCCCUCUCCUAGACUUCACACCUCUGGACAUUAUUAAGCCAGACCCCCCCAGCUCAGUAGUGGUGAGGGGUGUGGAGGGGCAGGAGAAGAGACUGAGGGUGAGCUGGGCUGUUCCUCACUCCUGGAAAGAGAGAGACCGCUACCACGAGCUGCUCUAUGAGCUCAGAUACCACACCAUGCCACACGGAACACAG
Molecule: messenger RNA, 1068 nt
Organism: Salvelinus sp. IW2-2015
Lineage: Eukaryota; Metazoa; Chordata; Actinopteri; Salmoniformes; Salmonidae
Source: RefSeq, a predicted model, not a curated record